UCACUUCCGUCCCGCGCCAAGAUGGCGGCGCCCGGGCCCUGCCACGCAGACUUCCGCCGGGCGCGGGGAGCCGGGGCCGGCCGCGGGCGGCGGUGAAGGCGGACGCGUGUGUGGGACAGCUGCGGCGCGCUGACACCAUGUCGGAAGGAAAGGCGGCCGGCGAGCCCAGCGCCCCGGGAGGGUCCCGCUCCCUCCUCACCGGGGCCCGGGGGCUGAUCGGGCGGCGACCCGCGCCGCCGCUCACGCCGGGCCGCCUGCCCUCCAUCCGCUCCAGAGACCUCACCCUCGGCGGAGUCAAGAAGAAAACCUUCACCCCAAAUAUCAUCAGUCGGAAAAUCAAGGAAGAGCCCAAGGAAGAAGUAACCAUCAAGAAGGAGAAGCGAGAAAGGGACCGAGACCGGCAGAGAGAGGGCCAUGGGCGGGGUCGAGGGCGCCCAGAAGUGAUCCAGUCCCACUCCAUCUUUGAGCAAGGCCCUGCUGAAAUGAUGAAGAAAAAAGGGAAUUGGGAUAAGACGGUGGAUAUGUCGGACAUGGGGCCCUCUCAUAUCAUCAAUAUCAAAAAAGAGAAGAGGGAGACGGACGAAGAAACGAAACAGAUCCUACGCAUGCUGGAGAAGGAUGACUUCAUCGAUGACCCUGGGCUGAAGAAUGACACUCGAAACAUGCCCGUGCAGCUGCCACUGGCCCAUUCCGGGUGGCUUUUUAAGGAAGAAAAUGAAGAACCAGAUGUGAAACCUUGGCUGGCCGGUCCCAAGGAAGAGGACAUGGAGGUGGAUGUGCCUGCCGUGAAAGUGAAAGAGGAGCCACGAGACGAAGAGGAGGAGGCCAAGGUGAAGGCUCCUCCCAGAGCAGCCAGGAAGACUCCCGGUCUCCCGAAGGACAUCUCCGUGGCUGAGCUGCUCCGGGAGCUGAGCCUUACCCAAGAGGAAGAGCUGCUGUUCCUCCAGCUGCCCGACACGCUCCCGGGCCAGCCGCCCACUCAGGACAUCAAGCCUGUCAAGACCGAGGUGCAGAAUGAGGACGGGCAGAUGAUGGCCAUAAAGCAGGAGAAGGACCGGGAAGCCAGGCUGGCAGAGAAUGCCUGUACCCUGGCUGACCUGACAGAGGGUCAGGUUGGCAAGCUACUGAUCCGCAAGUCAGGAAAGGUACAGCUCCUCCUGGGCAAGGUGACUCUGGACGUGACAAUGGGGACGGCCUGCUCUUUCCUGCAGGAACUGGUGUCUGUGAGUCUCGGAGACAGUAGGACAGGUGAGAUGACGGUCCUGGGACACGUGAAGCACAAACUUGUAUGUUCCCCCGAUUUCGAGUCCCUCUUGGAUCACAAGCAGCGGUAAAACGAGGAGUUGAAGGAUGGUGGCGACUACGCCCACGGCUGCUGCCUGCUCCAGACUGCUGGGUGCGAUGCCGGAGGGGCCUGUCAGCCCGCACACGCCAGCCGUCAGCAGCCUCUGUCCUGGUCUUCCCCUGCCCCCACGGCAGUGAGUGAGACUGCUCAUCCCGGCACUGGGACUCCUCCCUCUUUAUUUAUUUUCUGUGGGUGUCUUCCCCUUUCCGCUGACUGCCACCUCCCUGACGGAGAGGGGAGGUCCGUGGUGGGUCCAGGCUCCUGGUCUGGGCGCUUUGUGUGGGUGCUCCGGGCUGGAAGCGUGAGCGCUCCUGCUGCGUGCACCACCCCCUUCCUCCUGAACUGCGGGCAGGGAGGAUUUGUGUCUGAGGACCCAGCCCUGUGUCCUAGCUGUGUGACCGUGCGGGCAAACUACCUAAGCUUUCCAAGCCUCGCAUUCCCCAUCUGACCCAAAAUGAGGCUCCUACUACCUCUCGGGGCAGGCGUGAGGAUUAAAGAAAUACAGUUGAGGGGAAGUCCUCGCGGGCCACGGUAGGCACUCAGUAAAUGUCAGGUUCCUUUUGCCGGAGGCCUUUUCAAAUAUGAUGAGAGCUUCCACAGCUCCUCCAGAAUGACUCGUGGCUUUCCCCAUGCAUUCUAAGCCCAUGGUCCUCCAGACCCGGUGCUGCAGAAGACUGAGCUUCUUGGUUCUGCACACUCUUCUCCCAGUGCCCUAUGUUCAUGGGGGUGAGGCACUUCAGUUUUCUCAGACGAGCAGUAUCUUUCCCCCAUCCCGGCACCCGGCAGAUGUUCUUGGAAGUCAAAAUUAGCCCCAUCUGCCUCCUGCACUAACUCCUGUAGAACCAGCCUGCACUCUACUUACUCCCAUGAAAUUGUUGUUAGUACCUAAUUUUUGUAAGUGGUGAAGUCCUCACUACAUCAUAUGCUGCUGAGAAACUUACUUGGUUAGACCGGAAGUAGUGACGUGUGGAGGAAUGACGACUUAAUACCCUGAACAGAUGGCUCCCACCUCAGAAGCUUUGGUUUUGAGAGGCCCCUCUGUCUCCUGUCAAGUGCCCACCCACUCUACUUGAAUCUCUGUCCAGCUGCUGCUCUGUCCUUUGGGACCUUGUUCCUUUCACCAGGCUGGGACCCUUGAGUGUAUGGUCCCUAGAGAAGCAAUUCUGCACCCAGUCUCUGGCUGCGGACUGAUUUUCCCCGGGUGCAGGGGGUGCUGUCUUGGAGGUUAGAGAAGGUCUCCUGCCCUGAGCUCUCUGGUUUGUGCCUGUGUCACUGUCGCUUUGGUGGAGCUGUGGAAUCCACCUCUGGAGCGGCGACGAAACCGGCCAGGCUUGGUCAGAGCUGCCUCUUCCCAACGUUUCAGUGGCCCCAGCACUUUUGAAGGGAUUCACAUCCCUUACUCUCACCUUUUCCACACUGAGCCAUUUUCAUCACAACUGGGACUUUUCCACACUGGUCACCGGAAGCUGCCCAGCCAGCAGCUGUGAGAUGAACAAAGAAUCACAUCCCCUUGUUGUCCCCCAUGUAGCUCAGCACCCAGGGAGCUGUAGAGAAGUUGUGUUCUCUCCUCACUGUGGAAGGCUGGAGCUGAAGCCUUCCUUGGAGACACAUGCCUUGGACGUCCUGUUGGGUUGUGGUUGAGCUUCAAAGGAACAGCUGUGAUGCGGUAUCUGGGUUUCUGUACUCGCUUCUCCUUUUCACUGGCAGGGCCGCUGCCAGGGGGUCUCUACUGUGAGACUCUGCGCUCAGUUUGUUUCAUGGACACUUUCUGCUGCUGCUUUGGCCAACUCGCAGGCCCUUGUUAGAAUGUUUGGGAGUUUGCGGUCUUCAAGAAAGCUCAAGGAAGAGCAUGUGCCACUUUCAUCUUUGUACACCAUUUCAGGUGUUCUGGGGAUUGAAUGUAAGACCCUGCAUCAGAGUCCCUGUCACCUAUUCUAUCUCCAUGAUGCCCAGAUUGGAUGUCAUCAAUAAAAGUAUAGAAGAAAGAUGACGCACAUCUGCUUUCUUGCCAAGCCUCUGAAGCAUACGUACAAACCAACAAAUAAAUGCAGGUCACAGGAGUAAGAACCCAAAGCCAAAUUAAAGUAUGAAAGUACAUGUGAAUUUAUAACCACCUGCUUAUGUGUGUAUGUAUUUUGUUAGGGUGCUAAAAGAGCUUUAGGCUCAUUUAUGUUUUUCAGCUACUUGAUCAAGUGACAAAGUUUGAACUUUAGAGGCAGGUUUAGAUUUGAUUCCGCUUCAGCCCAUCAAUAACUUGGGUGGAGGAUAAUUACUUCCCUAUGCUCAGUUUUCUUUCUUGUCUGUAAAACGGAGACUAUCUGCUUCUUAAUAGAGUUGCAAUAGACUAAAGUGGACAGGAGGCAUUUAUUCAGUGCCAGACAGAAAAUGCUGCUAUCAGGAUGUGCUCAGCUCAAGUGACUGGAAACUAGACUGACAGUCACUUUGGAAAUAAGGACGUUUGAUUAUCUCUUCUGACAAGCAAGUUUGAAAAUAGCAAGUUCCAGAGUUGGGUGGCAGCCAAAAUGGCAUCAAGUUGUUCUUGGUUCCAUUUGCUCUGCCAUCCUUAGUGUUACAAAGUGGUUGGUAGAGCUGAUGCUCUGGAUCAUUUUUGCAAAUGGUUGUGUUCAAAGGAAAAGCAUGAUGCGAAAUAGAUGACAGUAGAGGAACGUUCUCAUUCUGCACCUGUCAGGAUUAACCUGCAGAGGCCUCAGCACAACUGCCCAGUGUCUGCUAGGCCAGGUCACACCCUCACUUUGGACAAGGUACUGACAAGGGCUGGGUGGGCCGCUUUGUCCCCUGCGCUGGGUAUCCUAGUGCCUGUGGGACAGGGUUUUGUUAGCACAAAAGCAGAGCGACAGGUCCAUCCUGUUGUUAGCACCAUGUUAGACAAUGCUGUCUACUGGGGAUAAAGGAAAAAUAAUAUGUAUAAUCUAUGUGGAAUCUUUUAAAUUUUCACAUUCUUCUAAAUAAACCAGUUUUAACAUUUAUA
Messenger RNA from Sorex fumeus (smoky shrew), 4334 nucleotides. It is a transcript of the gene POLR3D, whose product is annotated as RNA polymerase III subunit D. Gene Ontology annotation, biological process: transcription by RNA polymerase III. The record is from RefSeq and is a predicted model, not a curated record. The coding region runs from base 138 to 1334 and encodes 398 amino acids. The transcript is spliced from 9 exons. NCBI's taxonomy places the organism in Eukaryota, Metazoa, Chordata, Mammalia, Eulipotyphla, Soricidae. Gene Ontology annotation, molecular function: DNA binding. Gene Ontology annotation, cellular component: RNA polymerase III complex.